GACAGUCGUGGUGCUGGCCGCGUGAGUGUGCGUCGCGGUAGGCUCCAUGGGCAUCGUCAUGGUGGUUCCGUUCAUGACCAUGGGCUCAGUGCUGUUAAUUCCGGCGGGUCCGAUGGGGAGCGAUGAAGGGCGGUAGUUGUCAGUGCUGUUACCACCGUCGGCGGUCAUGUUGCCCAUGUCGGUUCCGUUGGCAAUAGGAGGCAGGAGACCGGUGCUGUUGACGGACAUAGGGUGGAACAGAGCCGUGGAAGUGCUGAUUUCGCUGACACUGUGGGGGUGGAGACUGCCGGUCGUGAUCGUGGUGAUGAUUGUGCUGAUGAUAACGCCAGGGCCGUCGGAAGAUGCGGUCGUGGUGACGGCAGGGUUGGAGGCUGCGGGUAGCACAGUGAUGGUGUACAUCUCAGUCGAGUUGCAGGGGAUGGUCACGAUCGACGAGUUAGCAUAAGAGUGCGAGGCAGUGAUACCAUCAACGCCACCAGUGGUACGAGUCAGAGUUCCGUUGAGAGUCGCGGUACUGGUGAUAGUAGUCUCAUGGCCAGUUGUGGUAGCGUUGGCAGUAGGAUACACAGUAACGACGUCAGUUGUCUCGUUGCAUGAUGUGUGACUGGAAGAGAUUCCAACGAUGUCGGUGUAUGUGACAGUCGUGCUAUAACCGAUAGAAACGGUCUCGGUGCUAACGGGGACAGGCGACGAAGUUGAAACCGACGAAGUGCUGGUCGAAGUGGGCACACCCCAGACAGUAGAGACGACAGUUGUAGUCACGGUAUCAGUCUCGUGUUCACCACAAGGCUCAGUCGACGAGGUAGAAGUCGCAGUAGAGCUU
This is a messenger RNA of Annulohypoxylon truncatum, 823 nucleotides long. RefSeq lists its product as uncharacterized. The annotation marks the transcript as partial. The record is from RefSeq and is a predicted model, not a curated record. Lineage: Eukaryota; Fungi; Ascomycota; Sordariomycetes; Xylariales; Hypoxylaceae. The transcript has a single exon.